AUGGCAUUUGAUCCUGUUCUUCCACCCUUACCGGACGAAUCACCCCCAAUUACACCUCCACCGCCGGAAGGCACCCCUCCUGGUUCGUCAACAAAUUCGCCGACGAUGGAUUCUGGUCCCGUUCUCCCAGCCUUACCGGACGAAUCACCUCCAAUUACCCCUCCCCCGCCAGAAGGCAGCCCUCCAAGUUCAUCAGCAGAAUCAGAGGCGGGCUUUGAUGGAGUUGAAAUGUCCGCAGAAUUUAGGGCUCUCAUAACAAAGAGGUCGGCUAUGGGUGGUUCUGAAAUUGAUUUCGACUAUGAAAUGGGAUUGCAUGAGGAUUCCCGUAAUUCUAAUCGCGAGAAUGUAAUUGACAAUGAGAAGCUGGAUAUUGGAUCGAUUGAGCUUAUACACUAUGAAGAUUUAGUUGCUUUGGGAGACCUAGGGUCUGGAUCGUUUGCUACUGUGUGCUCUGGCAAGUGGCGGACCUCUACUGUGGCUAUAAAGAUGAUCCAAGAUUGUUUGAUUACUGGUCAUACCGCUCAAAUCCGCAAGGAAAAUGCACAACACUUUCUAAGGGAGGCUGAGUUGUUGCACCGGCUAAGGCACCCGAACAUUAUACAACUGUAUGGCGUCGACCCUGGUGAACCAUAUAGGCGAGUGAGGUUUGCUUUGGAAUUAAUGUCUGAUGGCAGUCUCAAGAAGCUUUUGGAAACGGGCAGGAAAUUUACCCUGUUGCAACAAACAGCAAUAGCCUUAGGGGCGGCCAAUGGUCUAGAGUACUUGCACUCAAAGGACAUUAUUCACUGUGACAUCAAGCCGGACAAUGUCCUAUUGGAUCUCAGGGAUUCGCGAAAUCCUAUAUGCAAGAUUGGAGAUUUAGGAAUGUUUAAAACCAAACAAGAUGCGGGCUCCAUAAGCAUGGGACCGGGGGAUGACCCCGUCUUCACCGCUCCUGAGAUCAUUAAGAAGGCCACACACCAAAUCUGUGAGAAGGUGGAUGUUUAUGCCUUCGCUUUUAUUAUGUGGGAAUUGAUGACACUUGGAGAAAAUCCAUAUCCGGACAUGCGAUACCACGAAAUCAGAGCUGCCAUUUGUAUGGGGAAAAGGCCACAAAUCCCGGACUACUGCAACGUCAUGUGGGCACAAUUGAUGGGUAGGUGCUGGGAUCAUCUCCCAGAGCAAAGGCCAACAAUGCAAGAGGUUGCUGAAACUUUAGAUAACCUGUUAGUAGAGUUUGGUCAGCUUGAGUUAUAG
Oldenlandia corymbosa var. corymbosa is the source of this 1236-nucleotide messenger RNA. Lineage: Eukaryota; Viridiplantae; Streptophyta; Magnoliopsida; Gentianales; Rubiaceae. The record is from the annotation of a GenBank genome assembly.